This is a messenger RNA of Paramisgurnus dabryanus, 2673 nucleotides long. RefSeq names its product B-box and SPRY domain containing (gene bspry). Lineage: Eukaryota; Metazoa; Chordata; Actinopteri; Cypriniformes; Cobitidae. The record is from RefSeq and is a predicted model, not a curated record. Gene Ontology annotation, molecular function: zinc ion binding; protein binding.
CCUGGAUGGAAAAUAUUAUACUGUAGCCAACUCUAACCCUACACACACUUUAUUUCCUUUAUGUCCUUAUAAUACUCCUGACUCUCUGAGGCUGUGACAAUACUGACUAAUGACCACAGACAAUAUAGUACUUGCGCACUCUCCAGUUCCUCAAACUUCCGUGUUACACACCUGCGAGGGCGACCGAAAGGCAGGGCUCUGAAACUGGAUACACCUGCGCCACAGGUAUUUUUACAGUACAUACAUCAGUGAAACUGGCAGGUACACGCUGUUCAUUCUGUUUUAAAUACUCAACAUCUUAGCAUCUCAUCGGUACCAUGAGUGCGGAAUAUAGACUUUGCGAACUGGAAACGGUGUCCUUGCAUGUCAGUGACCAGGAAUCUGACCAUGGUCUGGACGACUCUCCAAAAGAAGUUCGAAAAAAUGUAUUUGAAGACGGUGGGAUGUUUUCAUGCACUAAUGGCACAGUAAACAGAGAAUCGUCGACAAAACCUGUACAGAUAGUGAAGAACCAUGUCAGCGAUGCAAAUUCCCUAUCGGCUUGUGAAGAACCGAAAGUGUGUUCAGAUCAUGGAUGCGAACUGAAGUUAUAUUGUAGUACAGAAGGAAAAAUGAUCUGCUCUCAGUGUGUGUCGGAUGGAUCUUGUCAGGGUCACGCGGUGACAGAACUGGUUACCCGGGCAGCAGCAGUAAGGAAUCAAUUGGUGGAUGUCUGUGAGAAGAUGCAGCUUCAAGCCCUGCGUAUUGAGCGAUUUAUCGACCGUACACUUACAGCAAGAGAGAAAGCUGUAGAUGCAAAUAGCGCGAGAGAGCGCGUGCUGUCUCAGGUGAAUGCAGUGCGUGAGGCUCUUGAGGAUGAAGAGCAGCAUCUCUUGGAGGCCAUACAACUUGAGGAGGAACGCGUGGAGCAAUGCCUACUUACUCAGAGAGCACACUGGACACAGACUCUAGAGAAACUCUCAAACGCACGCACCAGUCUAGUGCACAAACUUACACACUCCACAGAUGUCAUGCUUGUGAAUGCUAACCAGGAAAUAUACGACAGGGUUGAGGAUGCAGAAGGUGUCGGUGAACCCAGAGACACUGAGCAACUGAGAAUGAAUAGUGAAUGUAGCAUCAGUAAACUCUUGGUGGGCUUAUGGGCCAGUGCCAUACUGCUUGGACCAUCUGCCCACGGUUCAACAAAGCUACAGUUUGAAAAGAAAACAGUCAGCCCACUUCUCUCCCUCUCUGACGACCAGCGCACUUUAACAUUCCUGCCCAAACGUCAGCGUCAGACACCGCUCUAUGACCCAGCACGCUUCGACAGCUGGCCCAAUGCCCUCUGCUCCCCUCCCAUGUCCUCCGGCACUUACAGCUGGGUAGUCGACGUGGGAACAAGUGCCGCUUUUAAAGUGGGUGUAUGUUGUGCCAGCAUGGAACGCAAGGGGUCCGGCAAUGAUGCCCGGCUGGGCUACAACGCGAAAUCAUGGGUGCUUUCACAUUAUGAUGGAGACCUUUCCUUCUGCCAUGACGGAUGUAAUGUGGGUAUAUCUGUGGUUAAGAAGCUCAAGAGAGUAGGUCUGCUGCUGGACUGGCCCAGUCAGACGCUGCUGUUCUAUGAUCCUGAAUCUAUGUCUGUGCUACAUGUAGUCAAACAUGCUUUCAGCGAGCCUCUGCUGGCCGCAUGUGCUGUAGCUGAUCAGAGUGUCUCUCUAGUCAACUUAAAAAGAGUGAAGGAAUGAAGGUUUUUCUGAUACAGAAUCAUUUGAAGUGUAAUUUUUUUAUAAUGUUUUACAUUAUUGGUGCAAUUGAGGAUCAAUAAUCAUCACAUAAGAAAAGUGUGAUUCUCUCAGUAAUAUUGUAGAAGGAAAUUUGUUGUAUAUUUACACAGCAGUUAUUUUUGUCAGAAUAUUUGGACAGGCUAUGUAACAGUGAAUAUUUAUAUAUAUUUUUAAGUUAUUAAACAAUUUUAAUACAAUCCACUCUCUCUCUCUCUUUUAGAGCUGUAUAUAUGUUAAAUUAGUGCAAUUAUUGUUGACUUUUUGUAUUUAUUAUCCACAUCACAAAUAUCUGUGACAGAACACAACAUGCCUGUAUUUGAAAUUUGAAUAAUUAAAAUGGUUCUGAUCAUGUUUAAACUGGCAUAGUUAAGAUUUAAAUGUAAUAUUUACAUUGUUGUUUGUAAAACAAAAAAACUGUGUGCCAUCCUCAGGGGAAAAUUAUUGAUUGUAGCAGCCAGAGCAUGAUGGUCACAUCUGGAAAGUAAAGAUUAUUUGCGUUUUAAUCUGAUAUUGACCGAUGAACAACUGUUAUUUUCCAAAAAAAACAGCUUUUUUGCGAUCUAACGUUUUCUACAUAAAUCAUCUUACAUAAUGUAAAAACCCAUCAAACAGUUUGUAAGCCCUAUUCACUUAUUCUUUUUUACUAUGGAGUAAAUGGGGCUCACAAACCGUUUGGUUACAAACAUUCCUUAAAAUAUCUUCCUUCGUGUUCAUCAGAACAAAGAAAUGUAUGCAGGUUUGUAACAACAUGAGAGUGAGUAAAUGAUGGCAGAAUUUUCAUUUUUGGGUGAUCCCUUUAAUCCAAAGCAAGACUUACACCACUAGAGGGAAGCAGAGGGCAGAAAUCUCCCUUCUUUGUUUUAGAAUUAGAGAACAUGUGAAAAAACCCAGACAUAAAUCAAGAAACAAA